GCAGAUUUUCAAAGUAAAAUCGCUAAACGACCUGUACUCAUACGGCUAUUUUAAUCAGUCAUUGCUCAUCUAAUCGCGAAUUCUUCACAACCGAUACAUAAUUAUCUACGUAAAUAGAUCUUGUACGUGCGAAGAGAGAAUCGUUAAAAACAGCUGAUUGCCCUGACGUUCGCAUUGUAAAUGAAUCUACGUUUGUGAAAAUUAGUGUGAAUAUGUGUUCAUAAGGAGCUGAUAAUUUUGCUUAUGCAUAGCAGUUUGCUGCAGUUUGACACAUUCAAUAGUACAUAACCUCAUAUCAUAUUGCUGUGGGCUUGUAGUCAAUUGUCGACGCUGAAAUACACCUGCCGAAAUAUGUUUUAUAAACCAGAAUCAGUGAUUAUUACAAAUUUCGAAAAUAACAUUCAAAGGGUUAUACUGAAUAGACCAUCGAAAAAGAAUGCCAUAACGAAGCAGAUGUAUUUAGAUUUGACAACGAUAAUAACAGAAUCAGCAAAAAAUGAUGCUGUUCAUGCACUUGUGAUGACAGGUAAUGGAGACUUUUACAGCAGUGGAAAUGAUUUUGUCAGUUAUAUGAUGGAAUCUACUGAUAUUGAUGAAAGAGAUACAUCUGAAGUAAAAAACUUUGUGGAUACAUUGAUUUUGUAUCCAAAACUUUUAAUUGCCAUUGUCAACGGUCCAGCUGUCGGAAUAGCAGCAACAACAUUAGCUCUAUUUGAUAUUGUUUAUGCUUGUGAUACAGCAUAUUUUUGGACUCCAUUUUGCAAAUUAGGAUUAUCCCCUGAAGGUUGUUCUUCCUAUACUUUUUCUAAGAUAAUGGGACCAUCAAAAACAUCAGAAGUUCUAUUUUUUGGAGAAAAAUUAACUGCAAGAGAAGCUGCUCACUGUGGACUAGUUAGCAAAGUUUACAAACCAGGAGCAGUUGAUGAAGUUUGGUCACAUAUAAAUAAAAUAGCAUCUCUUUCAAAAGAGAGUAUGGCAUCUACAAAAAAACUGUUAAGCAGGUGGAACCAAAAAGUACUAUUAGAAGUGAAUAAAGAAGAGAUGAAUAUCCUCAGUGGAAUAUAUAGGAAAUCAGAUUUUGUGGAAAGAGUCUUUCAAUUUAUGUCAAAAAAGAGCAAAAUCUAA
Messenger RNA from Phymastichus coffea, 1125 nucleotides. Its product is annotated as enoyl-CoA delta isomerase 2. The record is from RefSeq and is a predicted model, not a curated record. Lineage: Eukaryota; Metazoa; Arthropoda; Insecta; Hymenoptera; Eulophidae. The transcript is spliced from 6 exons. Bases 352 to 1125 code for a protein of 257 amino acids.